Molecule: messenger RNA, 2851 nt
Organism: Trichomycterus rosablanca
Lineage: Eukaryota; Metazoa; Chordata; Actinopteri; Siluriformes; Trichomycteridae
Gene: vmac
Product: vimentin type intermediate filament associated coiled-coil protein
Exons: 3
Coding region: 311-856 (181 amino acids)
Source: RefSeq, a predicted model, not a curated record
UAACACGUCAGCUGAGGGAAACUGAAUGGAAACCAGAAAUGCGAAUUUAUUUCCCACAGUUGGACAAAAAUGCGUAAAUGGCCGAGCUGUUUUCUUGAAGGCUUAAAAUAUUUCUGGUAGAUAUGAUGUAAGGCCUUAUCUCAUAGUCUCAAUGCAUGAACGAGAGACUGGAAAGGCUCAAAUUGAGCGAGCUUGCUAGCUAUUAUGUUAGCUAGCUUGCUAGGCUAAAAAUACCGUUAUUCUUCGAUGAAGCUGAGGUAACUGCUCGGCAUUAGCCUGGAGUUGGAGCACACCCAGAGGGGUUGUUGACAUGUCGUCUCCAUCACCGGUUCAGAUCAGGGAGGCAAACGCACAUCUGGCUGCCCUGCACAGGAGGGUGGGAGAUCUGGAACAGAGAUUAGAAGCAGCCGAGAACACGGUGCGAGAACAAGCAGAGAGCCUGAUCCGCAAAGACGAACAGCUCAGAUCUGCAACUAGGGAGAUAACCGAGAAUAAGGACAGAGAGAUUUCCUACCUCCAUGAGAAACUUUGUCAGUCCGAGGAAUCUAUUCAGAAGCUCCAGCACAUGAUAAAAGAGAAGGAUUCCCUGAUUAGCCAGUUACAGCAUCGUUGUCAGCUGUUAGACAACAUCUGUAAAAACCGUCCCCUUUUGGACAGCAUGCUGGCCCAAAUGGCUGAGGUUGAGAGAAUGGGGCCUGUUACUGACUUGGGUAAGCACUCAGCGGAUUCCUCUUUAACGGAGGGAGAGUCCAACUGCAGCCCCGGCGGCCUUUCCAAUCACAAAGACUUUUCACUCAGCGAAGAUGACAUGGACGAUCCGGAAUUAGACGGCGUAAUGUUUGGGACAACAGUAUGAAAAGCUGAGCUGCAGGUUGUUUUUUUUUUUUUUCUUGACUUGGGAAUAUCAAGACUAUGAUUGCAGUAAGAAGGAUUGACCUGCAUUUGAUUAUUUAUUUUCUGUUCAUCUGUGUAUGUUUACUGGUCUGACAAAUGUAAUUCAUUAGAGUAGCAUGAGUGUGAUUCAGUGAGCCGUUUCUAUAGUAUUAUAUCAAAGCUGUGCUGGGAGAGCAGGUUUAUUUAAGGGUCCAUGCAGAGUGAUCUUAUGAUGCAUGCACAGCCCAAUUUACAGUGUACAUUUUAUUUUAAAUUAUAUAUAACAUAAUUAGUAUAUGUUAACUGACUGUCAUUAGUUGAUUAAUAGCUUUUACCCAAGUAUGAUACAACAUACAAAAAAUAUACAAAACAGUCAAAAGGUACUAGGCUUACAUAAUGAAUGUGAACAACACUUAAAGCUGCCUAACCAUCAAAAUGCCAAACUAGCUUUAAGCUGCUCUAAAAGGUUGAACAAAUAAAUACGCAACCCAUAUCAAAGCUGUUCUUGACAGCAUUAGAUAAUAUAACAUGAUCAGCCGUGUCCUGCUAUUAUAUUCAGGCAUGAGGCCAAAAACCCUACUAAAUUUCCUGUUAAUGAUUUAAACACUUUGUUAAUAAUCACUGUUUGUAAUUUAAAUGUUUUUUAUGCAUUUCUCCUGAUUUAUAGCACGUCCAAUGUUUACCCAGUUGCGUUAUGCUUCCUCUCUACUGGUGCUGACCCCCACCCCUGAUUGAGGAGAACGAACUGACACAUCCCCUCGACACGUGAGCAGUAGCCGACUGCAUCUGUUCACCUUCACAAAGCGAGUUCAUAUGCGGAUCAGCCUUGUGCAUGGAGAGCUCUGCCAUUCGACUGGGCUGGGCGUCUGCAUGAACAACGAUUGGCUAUUGUUUAUACAGGGUGGGAAGCCGGACCAGGGACUCCUCAUAAGUGAUGCAAUUACAGCCUCUAUUGGCUGAUUGAUGGCGCCUGCACAGAGCCGAGGAAUAAUGCAUUGAUCAGGGUGUGGCUCUCCGUACACAAAGCUGAUCCGCAUAUGGACUCGCUUUGUGCAGGUGAAAAGAUGCAGUCGGAGGGGGCGUGUGUCAGUUGCGGCGCUCCUCAGUCAGCAGUGGAGGUUAGCGUCGGUAGAGGAAGCGUAAUGCAAUCAGGGUGAUUGGGUACGACUAGAUUAGGGAGCAAAAUUAGAGGAAAAAUUGCAAAACAGAAAUUUUCACAUUACAGUAACAAUAAAAUUGUUUAGUUGCUUGUGGUAAUGAAAAAGGCAAAUACAGUAAAAAAAUUCAGGUACAGAAUUUAUAGUCAAUUCCUUGGUGUAACUAUAUAUUUUUUUCUCAUAAAAUUGUUUCUGAUUAUUAUGCACUUGGGUACUUAUUACCCAUUGUAACCCACAUUUUAACCAACAAAUGCUUUUGGUUCACUUAAAUAAGUCAUAUAUUUGUCUUUUAAAUUUUGCUGUUACAUUAAACUAGGUCAGUAAUAUUUGUAAUGUAAAUGUAAUGAAGGAUGUUGCUGUCUGGUUUGGUUUCUCCCAGCUUAUAGGUGCUUUAAGUAUAUUUAUAUUUGCUUGACAUCAUGAUUUAGAUGUCAUUAAAUUGUUGCUUUCUUUUUGGUUGGGAAUCAUAUUUGGUUUUAAAUAUAUGCAAGUUUUAAUAAUCUUGUCCAUCAUUUCUAACAGACUUGGUUUGGUGUUCUUUGGUUAGUCCUUUAGUGUGGCUGCUAUGUAGAUGGCUAAUUAACUGUUGCACAUAUUUUAUGCUAUAAUUGUACGGUUUGGAGCUAGAAAGUCUGUUCAGUCCACCCCAACCCCCAAGGUUUAUGCAAAGAAAAUAAAUGAAAUGUGCUAUUGCAUCAUGGCACAGGGCGAUUUUCAGGGCAUGUUACCUUUCCUUUUUACAGGUUAAUUGGUGCCUCAAAUAUGAUUGUUGGGUCUUUUGAAUAUUUUAUUCUGAAUACACUAAUAAACUUAUUUUGGUA